CUCAUAUAACAUCAUAUAAUCUAUUUUUUACACCUUUUUUUCGUUUAUCUACUCGCUUUCCGAUGCUGAAAAGUAUGAGAAUAGUUUAAUCUGAUGAAAUAUCCUAAUAAGAUAGAAAUUUAUUGGGAACAAUUGCGUUAGCUUGGUUGCUAACUGUAAACGGAUGACUAGGAUGACUAAGCUAGCUCUGUUAGCCUGCUGUGGAAAUGUAAGCGUUGCUUAUGUAACGUAUUUGAAAUACAUGUGGCGUAAUUAAGUUAAUCUGGCUCGUUUAAAUCUGAGAAGGGAACUUUCAGGGGACAUUUCUUGUCAUAAAGAGAAGAGGUGGCUAACCUAAGGGCUAAUCUAAUAUUCGAUUAUUUAACUUUAGUUUAUUUUCUAUUCACCGUCCCACCUUAAAUUCUUGCAGUUACUACAUUGAGCCUGUAGAGGGCACUCGUUAUUUUAUUUUUUUUAAACAUUUGGUGUAAAUAUAAAGUAUCAGAAUUAGAAUCAGAUUUAUUGGCCUAGUGUACUUACACACACAAGGAAUUUGGUUCCAGCAGUUUGUGACUCUCAAAGAUGAAGCUGCAGUGGCUUUGGACAUGUCUCCUGCUCUUUUCCGUACUGGUGGUAACAUGGGCCCAGGAGGAUGAGCUGGAGGAUGAUGAAGAGGCACAUGUGGAGGAUGGAGAGGUGGACUCUGAGGCAGACAGCAGUGAAGUACAAGCUGAUGCUAAAGUCUCUUUUCAGGUCACAUAUAAGACCCCUGUACCCACUGGUGAGGUUUUCUUCUCUGAAACCUUUGAUGAUGGAUCUCUCAUCAGAUGGAUAAAGUCCAAAACAAUGAAAGAUGAUGCAGAUGAGGAUAUUGCUAAAUAUGAUGGCAAAUGGGAGGUGGAAGCUCUGAAGGAGAACAAAGUGCCUGGCGACCUGGGUUUGGUGCUGAAGUCUCGAGCAAAACAUCACGCCAUCGCAUCUCCUCUCAACAAACCGUUCAUCUUCAAGAACAAACCACUCGUGGUGCAGUAUGAAGUCAAUUUUCAAGAUGGUAUUGACUGUGGUGGUGCCUACAUUAAAUUACUCUCCGACUCCCCCGACCUGGACUUGGAGCAGUUUCAUGACCGUACACCAUACACCAUCAUGUUCGGGCCCGAUAAGUGUGGAGAAGACUACAAACUGCACUUCAUCUUUAGGCAUAAAAACCCUCAGAAUGGAGAUUUUGAAGAGAAACAUGCCAAGAGGCCCGACACAGACCUCAGAAAGGUGUACUCGGACAAGAAAACACACCUCUACACACUGGUUCUGAACCCAGAUAAUACAUACGAGAUAUUUAUCGACCAAUCCAGUAUUGGCAAAGGAAGCUUGCUGACUGAUGUGGUUCCACCUGUAAACCCACUUAAAGAGAUUGAUGAUCCCAAUGACUCUAAACCAAGUGACUGGGAUGAGAGAGCUAAGAUUCCUGACCCAGAAGCAGUCAAGCCUGAUGACUGGGAUGAGGAUGCUCCUGCAACUGUGCCAGAUCCAGAUGCAGUGAAACCUGAGGGCUGGCUGGACGAUGAGCCUGAGUUUAUCCCAGAUUCUACAUCUGAGAAACCGGAAGACUGGGAUGAGGAGAUGGAUGGUGAAUGGGAAGCUCCUCAGGUUCCUAACCCUGCAUGUGAAACUGCUCCUGGCUGUGGCGAGUGGAAACCUCCCACAAUCAAUAACCCCAUGUACAAGGGUAAAUGGAAGGCUCCACUAAUAGACAACCCUCACUACCAGGGUGUGUGGAGUGCACGGAAGGUCCCAAAUCCGGACUACUUUGAAGAUCUGGAACCGUUUAAGAUGACCUCGGUCCGGGCUGUAGGACUGGAGCUGUGGUCCAUGACAUCCGACAUCUACUUUGAUAACUUCAUCAUUAGUGCAGAUAAAGAGGUGGCAGACCGCUGGGCUGCAGAUAGCUGGGGGCUCAAAAAACUGGUGGCUAGUGCAAAUGAGCCGGGGGUGUUUAGUCAGCUGGCUUUGGCAGCGGAGGAGAGGCCAUGGCUGUGGAUAGUCUAUAUUCUGACUGUUGGACUGCCGGUUGGCCUGGCUGUUCUUUUUUGCUGGCCAAAGAAGUCUGAGGAUGAGUAUGUCUAUAAGAAAAUUGAUCCACCCAAAAGGGAAGAGGUAGAAGAAGAGGAAGAAGAGGAAGAAGAGGAGGAGGAAGAGGAUGAAGAGGGAGAAGAGGAAGAGCAGGAGAAAGAAAAGCAAGAGGACACGGCUGAAGCAGAGGAAGCUGCCGAACAAACAGGCUUAUUGCCAUUUUUCUCCCCAUCUGGUUCAGCAGACACUGCAGGCAGAUCUGAAGUAGAAGCUGAAGAAGCUGAAGGAGAAGCUCCAGAUGAGGAGGAAGAGGAAACUAGUAAAUCGAAUGACAUUCCUUCAGAUGAUGAGAUGAAGGACGCUGAUGAGGGAUUUGACAGCACUGUAGAUGGACAGAAACAGGCUGUGAGAAAAAGAAGAGUACGGAAAGACUGAAGGGCCUGUUUCCUAUCCUGUCUCCCUGUUCCCUUUUCUCUUCCUCCUUUUCUCACCCUCUGCCUCUUUAAAUGCUGCAUGCCCCUGGCUUUGUGACAACCACAGGCUCCACCAUUCCACCAGAGGUCCUUCUUCUCUUUCCUGUUAUCUUAGUCUUCCUCUUCACCAGUAGUUUCUAUGGGCCGCUCUUUCAAUUUAGCCAUACCAGUAAAAACUCUGCUGUAUUUCCUCAUCGGAGGAUUGAAUAAGUAGCAUUGAAACCAGAUUUUACGUCUGACUGCGCACAUACUGACAUGAAGGGUAAGAAAAAAAAAGGAUGCGUUUGGAUGGAAAUCAUUUCAAACCCGACAUUAAGUUUGUGAUUAUUUCAAAAAGUGUUCUUUAACUUAUUUACAAAGAUUUAGCACCAGUGUUGUGUGUUUGUUAUGCAGUUUUUAGCUAUAUUGUUUAAAAGAAAGUGCACUGAACAUAUUUAUUAUUUGUAUUUUGUUUAGAAAAAGCUGAGUUUGAUGUAGGUCUUAAUCUUAUUUUCUGUAGUAAUCACACACAAUUAGAUUAUAGUUAGGAAGAGUUUGACUUGAGAAUCUGAAUCUGUUUGUACACAGAAUCUGACGACACUUUAUGGCUCGGCAAGCUGAAGCUAUUUUAAACACUGAUUAUAAUAGAUGUUAUUCUCCUCAAACUUUCAUUUAGAGCUCGUUAUUCUACACAAAUCUGAUGAGGUACACAAGAAAAGGCAAGCAAAGCUGAUUCGAGCAACUGAAAUGUAAUUUCAGAUUCCUGUGUUAAUUACAUGUGGACCAAAAGAAUUUAGUCAAUCAGCGUUAGUGUUUAUUGCAAUAGUUUGACCAAAAAUGAAAUGUACAUAAUUUUCCCUUUAGCAUUAACUGCACCAUUGCAGGUUUCAGACUUUUCCUUUUUUUUUUUUUUAAUCUUAACCACCAGCACAUAUCUUAGAAGUGGCAGGAACCCCCCCCAAAACAAACACCCAUUGGAAAGCACACCCCUCACCUUCAUCUCUCACAAGUUUUGGGUCACACAUGAGCUAAACACACAUGGAGGACAAUGUGCUGUAAAAAAGUAUAUUGUAAUUAAAAAUAACUUGAUAGAUCUGUAAAGAUUCAAGGCUCACAAGCAACUCCAAUUCUCUUGAUUUGCUGCGUCCAAAGCUACAAUGUAGAUCAACAACGUCAUUACAUUUAUAAUCAUGAAUCCAGAUGAAACUGGUAUAAUUCUGGUAAUCUACAUAAGUUAUGCUGGUUUUGGUAGCCAUUAUUACCCAGAGCUAAAAGAGGGUUAUGCUUUCUAUUGAUAUUAGCACAAAAAACUCUUUCCAUAUAGGGAAAAACCCACUAAGUGUGAAAGCACCUUAAAAAGGUAACCAGUCUUCACUGACGGAUGGUGCUUGGGAUAAAGGGAACGUGGAGACAUUUCAUUUUUGGAGCUAUUUCUUCGAGAUAAGCUGAGACUAUAGCCAUCGGCACACAGAACUAUACACUGUGAGCCCUCGUCUCUCACACAGGAUACUUUCAGCUCUACAGAAAAUGAUAAGCGAUGCUACUAUCUUUUGUUCUGUUUUUGGUUUGUCAUGUAAGAAAUGCUUUUAAGGUUUGUUGGUUUGUAACACUGCAGUUGGAAAUAAACAUUUACAACAAA
This is a messenger RNA of Tachysurus fulvidraco (yellow catfish), 4137 nucleotides long. It is a transcript of the gene clgn, whose product is annotated as calmegin. The transcript is spliced from 15 exons. The coding region runs from base 562 to 2481 and encodes 639 amino acids. Gene Ontology annotation, biological process: protein folding. The record is from RefSeq and is a predicted model, not a curated record. Gene Ontology annotation, cellular component: endoplasmic reticulum; endoplasmic reticulum membrane. NCBI's taxonomy places the organism in Eukaryota, Metazoa, Chordata, Actinopteri, Siluriformes, Bagridae. Gene Ontology annotation, molecular function: calcium ion binding.